Cutaneotrichosporon oleaginosum is the source of this 1168-nucleotide messenger RNA. RefSeq lists its product as uncharacterized. The record is from RefSeq and is a predicted model, not a curated record. Lineage: Eukaryota; Fungi; Basidiomycota; Tremellomycetes; Trichosporonales; Trichosporonaceae.
CGAGAUUCCACUUGCUGCGGUUGCUGCGGCUGAAGCAGCAGCCGCCCACCUUGGCCAUCUCUUUUAAGUCUCCAAGUUGAGCAUCCCCCUCGCCAUAUCCCAUGCUCUCAAGACCAGUCUUUCUUCGCCUGUUGACUAGAGCCCCCUCCCGCAUUCCCAGACCGUCUACCUUCCUUACCCGCUCCUUUACUCCCUCAACCAUGUCCGCAUUUGCGAAGCAGCCCGUUACGGACCCGGCGAGCGUGCCGAACCCCUUGGGCGAGGGCAACUACAUCAAGACUGCGGGAUGUCUCAUUAUCGGCGACGAGGUACUCAACGGCAAGACCAAGGACACCAACAGCAACUUCUUCGCGCAGUUCUGUUUCGACCUCGGUAUCGAGCUGAAGCGCAUCGAGGUCAUCGCCGAUGACGAGGCGGAGAUCGUGGAGGCUGCCCGGCGCAUGACACAGAACUACGACUUCGUAGUCACCUCUGGUGGCAUCGGCCCUACCCACGAUGACAUCACUUACGAGUCACUGGGCAAGGCUUUCGACCUCCCACUCGAGCACGACCCCGAGACCAUGCGCCGCAUGGCUGUCAUGACGACCGAGAAGCGUCUUGCGGAGCUCGCGGUGGCAUCAGCGGAGGAGAAGGCCGCACGGGAUCGCAUGGCACUCUUUCCCAUCGCGAAUGGUGGACACGGUGGCGACGGGCAAGGUGGCUCCCGCUCCGAAGUUCUCUUCGUGUGUGACGACCGCUGGGUGCCAGUUGUGCGGCUGGGCGGCAAGCUUUGUGUAUUCCCUGGAAUUCCCAGCCUGUUUCAGCAGCUUCUCCUUGGCUUGGUACCAUAUCUGCCUCUUCCGCCGGCGUCGUCCAAGCCCUUCCGCUUGUUGGUCUUCACCAACUGGCCCGAGUCCAAGAUUGCGCCCUUCCUUGGCGAGCUGCAAACGCGUGUGAAGAAGGAGGGCAUCCGCAUCGGAUCCUACCCAUAUCUCUACAAGGGCGUACAUGUGAGCCUGAUUGGGCACGAUGUGGAGCGCGUCAAGGAGCUCGGGGAGGAGGUGGCCAGAACUCUUGAGGGCGACAUUAUCUCGCAGGGCACGCUGGGGAGUGACAAGACAGCCGCGCCCGUCAAGGCGUGAACAUAGUCAUAUGUGAUUAGUGUAUGCUUCAUUGCGAUAAACUCUGG